Molecule: messenger RNA, 2187 nt
Organism: Pyrus x bretschneideri (Chinese white pear)
Lineage: Eukaryota; Viridiplantae; Streptophyta; Magnoliopsida; Rosales; Rosaceae
Exons: 10
Coding region: 80-2089 (669 amino acids)
Source: RefSeq, a predicted model, not a curated record
UCACAACCAUGUGGUUCGAAUAGUGUGACCUUCAAAUUUGUCGGUCAUUGAUGGCCUCCUUUGGGAGCCCGACCAGUUGAUGUGGCUCAUAGUUAUUACAGGACCCACCAUUGUUGUACACCACUCUCCCUCCUGUAACGAUAUCCACACUUCGCAUCCAAUCCCAUCUCCCACCUUCAAGGCAUCAACCAUUCAUCCUAUUCCAAAUCUUAAAAAAAAAAAAAUUAUAAUAAAAAACAGAGGUUUGCAAAAUCUUUGUCUCUGCAAUGCCGGGAACCAUCAAUAUUUCAGUUCUCCAGUUCAUGGACCUUCCUUCACCACCUUCUUCCCCAAUAUCCAUCAAGGCGCAUUGACGACCCUUCGUGACAAUUUGGUUCUUCUUCUUCAAGAUUCGGAGGGGAAUGAGAUAUCGCACGCAGGAGUUGAGGUUAAGUCGAUAGUCGAGAAGGGUCUUUGGGACGACUUGUUUCCCCUGAAAGGAGGCGGGUUCGUGCGUAUGAAGUUGCAGUUUGUGCUCAACGAAGAAGAGCGCAACAAAAUCCGAAUGAUGAGAGAAUCUGCAGUGAAAAAGAAACAAGGGGAGUUGAUCAAUAGCAGUCCCAACAGUGUGCAAAGUACUCUGAGUGCUGGGGUCAAUGUCGCAUCAUCAUUGUACCUUCGCGAAGAGAUCUCAGAUAGAAAUGAAGAGACUUUAUCGGCCAUUAAUCUUCAUCAGAGUGUUGAGCUCCCAGUAAAUGAAUCGUACGAAGGGAGAUUCGUUGAGAAGGCUGAGGCCAAACCACUUCCAGCUAAUGUUGAAUCCACAGCCACUUCUGCGGAUAAAACUUCAAUAGUAUUAAGAGGCUCACAAUCGACUGCUGGCGCAACAAAUCGUCCUAAUCUUCUGGAAGAUAGGCUUCGAAACCCUGAGAAGCAGGGUCCGAUCAAGAAAACUCCUAGCAGUGUAAAGAAAAUGAUAAGCGCCUUUGAAAGCGGCUCAGCCGAGGAUAUGAGGCCUCAAAUCAAACCGCCACCAAUACAAGAUCGUUCGAAUAAGAUUAAAACAGGAGCUCCUUUGGAAAGCCAUAACUUAGAAGAACACAAGAAUGUGAUAAGUACAGAAACUGCAGAGUCAAUAUCAAAAGCGGUAGUGAAUCCUUUUCGGUCAGGGGACUUGAAUAUUCGGCCAACAUCUGGUGAAAAAAGCGGUGAGCAAAUAAGUCUACCUGGAGCUUCGGAUGCGAUUAAAUCUUCACAUCCCACUGGGAUAAAGAAUAAAAUCAAACAAUUAGAGGUACACCAAGUAGUUGACAUAAAGAAAGGUAACUUUCCCAAAAAUUUCGUUAAACCAUCAACAUUUGAAACGGUUCAAGUAUCAGAUAAGAUUCUUGGCAAGCAUAGGCACGAACCUUCUGAUAUACCCCGUGGAAAGCGACAUUCUGGUGGCAUUCACGGUAUAGAGGAGAGUCGAGUACAAGUUUCUUCAAGAAAUUGUCAAAUCACCGACGUUCAAGGAGCUUCAGAUAGUGCUAAUGCAUGUACAUCAGAAGCAAACUUGGAAGAUAGGCACAUUCGAGGAGAUACAGGUCCCAAUGUAUGCACAUCAGUAGCAAAAUGUAAAGAUAGGCACGAUCCCCUUGAGAGAUCUGGUGCCUGGAUAUUUCCAGAUGCAGCAAUACACUUUUGUAUAACGACUAGUGGUACAAAUAUGAUGGAUUCGCGAGGAGGUUGCAGAGAGAAUCCAAGUAUCCAUCAAAAGAUGAAUUUUUCACUACCACAAAAUGUUGAAGAGGUAUUGAAUUUUUCGGCUGAACUUCUGUAUAAUGUGGAUAGAAAUGAGGAGAACCAAAGAAGAAGAUCAAGGGUUGAGACUUCAUCAGAGGAGGCUGGAACUUUUGGUGGGGCGGUUGGGCAGGCAGUAAAAGUUGCAGUUGUAAUUGGCUUUGGCACACUUGUUCUCCUUACAAGACAAAGAACAAACAGGAAAACUCAAAAACUCUUCUUCGGUGUUGAGCAGUCUGGUUCAAAGAGGGAGAAGAAUGUAGAGGAGAAGGAUUUAUGUGCAGAAAGAGAGGACCCUUCAGAGUUUCAUUUUAGUAAGUUUUCAUAAAUAGUGUUGUAAGUUUCAUAAACAAUGUCGUAAGUUUUCAUAAACAGUGUAGUAAGUUUCAUAAACAAUGUACUGUGAGUCUGCACGUCAGAUUUUUU